Molecule: messenger RNA, 884 nt
Organism: Drosophila kikkawai
Lineage: Eukaryota; Metazoa; Arthropoda; Insecta; Diptera; Drosophilidae
Source: RefSeq, a predicted model, not a curated record
UGAAAUAUAUCGUCUAUCGAUAGUUGGCGGCAACUUUCUGCUACUUAUAAUUUUUCAAAAUUUCAAAAUUCGUAAGAUAAACAGAUGGCAUGGCAUUGGGCCCGAAAUGGGAGAAAGCCUACGAGCGAUUGGCUCAAGCGCACUACCAUGACCAGCAGCAGGUGGAGAUCCUGCAGCGGCAACUGCAGCGACUUAGGGAAAAGAGGCAUUGCCUGCAGAAGAAUAUUGAGUAUGAGAGUCACAACACCGAAGUGUGGAUGCAGAUAAUGGCCACCAUGCGUCGGGAAGUGGAGCGGGUUCGGAGGCAGCGUGAUCGCCUUUCGCCUAAGAACAAGAAGCUGCUGCAGCAGAUCCUGCGACAGUUUCCAAAGGACAGAUUUGAGGACAGGGUGCGACUUAUGGAAGUUUCCGAAAAAUUAAUGGCCAAGCCGUGUACAGAUGCUUCUGUUGCGAAGGCAAAGAUGGACUUGGAGGCCUCCAACAGAACUGUGCCUUCUCAACAGAAGCCCUGUGAUAUCAAGACCCAACCUAAGGUGGACAAACUGCUGGCCAGGAUUAAUGCCGAUUUGCGAGAACUACAACGGAUCGAUAAGGAGACAAUGGAAACCAUGGCUGACAUACGCAUCCUGAAGUCCACCAUAGAACAUCUGAAAGGCGGCACCAGUGUUAAGAUCACUCCCUAUGUGGUCCGGCGCAGUUUCUUGGAUUUAAAGAAAGCUUAUCCAAGGGAUAUAAAGGCCACCAUCGGCAUAACUCGAAAGAACCGGAAAUACAUUACACGGGAAGAGUUGGACAUCCGGCCUCCAUACAUUCUGGACCAUGUGCCGCAACUGACGCCCGACACCUUUAAAUUUCUGCAGAUGAAUUCCAAGCGCAAACACUGA